This is a messenger RNA of Rubroshorea leprosula, 1673 nucleotides long. NCBI's taxonomy places the organism in Eukaryota, Viridiplantae, Streptophyta, Magnoliopsida, Malvales, Dipterocarpaceae. The record is from the annotation of a GenBank genome assembly.
GGUUGUGCAAAAAACUUUAAAGCGACAAUGCCAAUGACAAAUUAUAUGUCCCGGUGGAAGUCUAUGCUAAAUUCCAUAGCUAAACAAGUUUCACAGGUUCCUCUCUCUUUAUCAAUAAGGGUUGCAUCCCUUCGUGGAACUCUGCGGUUAUAUAUAAAACCACCUCCUUCUGAUCAGUUAUGGUUUGGCUUCACGUCCAUGCCUGAUAUAGAGUUCGAUCUAGAGUCAUCUGUUGGGGAACACAAGAUUACUAGUGGACAUAUUGCUUUAUUCUUUAUAAGUCGGUUCAAGGUAUGGAGAUCACUUGUCACAUGGUGCAACACUAUAUUAGUUUUGACAUUGCUUAACAAAUUUUCCAUUUAUUCAAGAGAAUAUGGUCUUCGAUCAGACAAGAAAAGUCUCAACUAGUUGGUUGCUAAUUCUUACUUGAGUUCAGCUUAGCUUUAUUGAUCAGUAAGGGUUUGUUUUGUGAGUGAAUUUUAUAUGAACAACUCUAUUUAUAUUAAUAAACCAAGGGAUUUGUUGCAGACAUUUCUUCCCUCACAAGUGAAAGGAAAUUUCAAAAGAACUUGAAUAAAGCGAGUUCAUUUUUUCUACUUAACAGACUCACCUGACUGCCUAUUAUUGUGAAAAAUUGCUUGGUUUUGUAUGAUCCUACUUGCAUUGAUGCAGGCAGCCAUUCGUGAAACUAUGGUGCUUCCGAACUGUGAAAGUGUUUCUCUUCCUUGGAUGUUUGCAGAGAAGGAUGACUGGGUCACAAGGAGAAUUGCUCCAUUUAUAUGGCAUAAUCAAGAAGCAGUUAGUGAUCAUACCAGCUCGUCUGAAGCUUUCAGCUCCCAACUUCUUGAAGCAAAAUCCAGUGAAACCAGUAAGGUGUCUGCACGUGAUUAUCCUGAAAGCAAGCAUCAGUUGCCAAAGAAGGCUGAAAACUUUAAGCAAUCAACUGGUGAUGCGUCCAAGCAUCAAUUGCCAAAGAAGGCUGCUAGCUUUAGUCAGCCAACUGGUGACACCAUGCCCUCAAGUUCCACAGUUACAUCUAUAAGGUGCAGCAAGUCCUUUCAAGAACUAAGAACUCAUCUAUUAGCAAGCAAUGAAAUGCGUGAAGCACACAACAAAAACAUAGAAGAAACUCCAGCUUCUCAGUCACCAUACAGGUCGUCUUCAAUACAGCUUGGAAAACAGAAUUCUACAAUUGAAGAUAGUGAUUUAAGACCAAAGAAAAUGGGGAGAAGGGCCAGGAUGCUUGAUUUGGGGAGGAAGAUGGGGGAGAAACUUGAGGAGAAGAGACGUCAUAUAGAAGAGAAGAGCAGGCAUAUUGUUGAGAAGAUGAGAGGGCAUGAGAUAAACUGAAACUUUUGAGUUGACUUGGGAACUCACAAUCAGCUAUAAUAGGCAACAAAUCCCUUGAGAAGACAGGCAUUCAUUUCUGGCAUGGGAAACAAGGAUUCAGAACAAUUGACUUGGAUCCCAAAUGGAGGUUUACGGUUGAGCUGAUAAUUAAAUAGAAGCUUUAUUUUAUUUUAUUUUAUUGUUGGGAUAUCAUGCCAGACUUCUAUUCCUGAUUAUAGGAGAGAUGUAAAUAGCUCCUUAUUUAUCUGCUCAUCAUUGUUCCAUUUAUUAGCUCCGAGAGGGCUUCUAAGUGAACCGUACUUUGAAGGGAAAUGAUUCAUUUA